Messenger RNA from Bipolaris maydis ATCC 48331, 811 nucleotides. RefSeq names its product ubiquitin-conjugating enzyme/RWD-like protein. The record is from RefSeq and is a predicted model, not a curated record. NCBI's taxonomy places the organism in Eukaryota, Fungi, Ascomycota, Dothideomycetes, Pleosporales, Pleosporaceae. Gene Ontology annotation, biological process: protein K63-linked ubiquitination; DNA damage tolerance. Gene Ontology annotation, cellular component: nucleus.
UCACUCGAUAGCCUUGCAAAGAAUUGCGCCUGGCGGUACACUACUUGAUAGAGACUUGCGCACGUCACCGGCGGCCACUUCGAAUCGAAUCUUGCGCCUUCGCCCAUAGUCACCGCCGACCAUUACCCUACCUCUUGAGCGGGGUCCGUCCAUCCCACUUCCUCACGCGCCACGCUUCACAUCAGUACUCUCGCACCAGCACUGCAACAAUGGGUGCCAAGGUUCCGCGCAACUUUCGUUUGCUGGAAGAGCUGGAGAAGGGUGAGAAGGGGCUUGGUGCUGAGGCCUGCUCGUAUGGCCUGGACAACGGAGACGAUCUUUUGAUGUCAGACUGGAACGGCACCAUACUGGGUCCACCCCAUAGCGUUCACGAGAACCGCAUCUACAGCGUGUCGAUCCACUGCGGCCCAGAGUACCCUGACGCACCCCCGGACAUCAAGUUCACGUCCAAGAUCAACCUGCCCUGCGUCAACCCUCAGAACGGAAAGGUCGAUCCCACAAAGCUGCCCUGCCUGGCCCAGUGGAAACGUGAGUUUACCAUGGAGACCAUACUCAUCGAGCUCCGAAGAUACAUGGCGCUUCCCCAGAACAAGAAGCUUCCACAGCCUCCUGAAGGAACGACUUUCUAGCCGUGUUCACUAACACCAACUGUCCUGAGAAAGCAGUUCAAACAGACGUGUGACUGUAUGCUAAAUCUGAAUGUACGACGAGACAACGUGAAGGUGCAUGGGCCGGAGUUUUGGUCUGCCAGAUGAACUCAUAGUCUAGACAAUUGACCACGACUAUGAAUGAUAUACAUAUUUUCUUGAAA